AUGCAGGCCAGCAGAGUUAUCACUCGCAACUUCUCGCCAAGUUUGAAUCGGGGCCGAAAACAACUCCGUGUUGUUAAUGCUACACCUCCUCACCCAGCCUUUGCUACACACAAUCCAUCUACUGAUUCCGACCAACUUGCCUACCGGCUGUGUGAACUCUCCCUACAAAAGAUACAGAAGCAGGCGCGGGCGGGCGAGCCUGAUAUCAGACAUGUACUCGCAUGUACGUCUAUGCAGCGACUUGCACAACAAGACCUUCUCCAUCGCCUCGACACACUACAAAGUGCAAUGGAUAUACCGCUUAUGCCUUUGCUCCCGGGCGCAGAUGAACCCUUGAUCGACGACGACGACGAGUUAGACCUCAAAUCACUUCAAAUUGCUGUCUCCGAACUGGAGACAGCAAGCAGAAGAGGUGAGCUAGCUCGGUAUAUUUGCUUUCAACAAAUAAAAGAUAUGUGA
Molecule: messenger RNA, 459 nt
Organism: Penicillium malachiteum
Lineage: Eukaryota; Fungi; Ascomycota; Eurotiomycetes; Eurotiales; Aspergillaceae
Exons: 1
Coding region: 1-459 (152 amino acids)
Source: RefSeq, a predicted model, not a curated record